Molecule: messenger RNA, 1558 nt
Organism: Labrus mixtus (cuckoo wrasse)
Lineage: Eukaryota; Metazoa; Chordata; Actinopteri; Labriformes; Labridae
Gene: hpda
Product: 4-hydroxyphenylpyruvate dioxygenase a
Exons: 14
Coding region: 147-1334 (395 amino acids)
Biological process (GO): L-tyrosine catabolic process
Cellular component (GO): endoplasmic reticulum membrane; Golgi membrane
Molecular function (GO): metal ion binding; lactoylglutathione lyase activity; 4-hydroxyphenylpyruvate dioxygenase activity
Source: RefSeq, a predicted model, not a curated record
GAGGAAGAGGCGGAAAGGUGGGUGUAGAUCCUAAAGGACCAAUCACAGGUGGUCAUCAGGUCAGUACUUAUCUGCACACUGUCCCGCCGCUCUCUGAUUUUUUAAUCUUUGUCUUCUGUGAACUGUGGUCCUUCAACAAUCACAGCAUGACGACCUACACAGAUAAAGGAGAGAAGCCCGAGAGGGGGAAGUUUGUCAGGUUUCAUCACAUCACCUUCUGGGUCGGCAACGCCAAACAGGCGGCUUCUUUCUACUGCGACAAGAUGGGCUUCGAGCCGCUGGCCUAUAAAGGUCUGGAGACGGGCAGCAGAGAGGUGGUGUCUCAUGUCAUCAGGCAGGAUAAGAUAAUGUUUGUGUUUCAAUCUCCGCUCAAUCCGGGAAACGAAGAGAUGGGAGAACACCUGAUGAAGCACGGAGACGGAGCCAAAGACAUCGCCUUCCAAGUGGAGGACUGUGACUUCUUAAUCAAGACAGCGAGGGAGCGAGGAGCCGUGGUGGUGAAGGAGCCAUGGGUGGAGAAGGACAGCCACGGGACGGUCAAGUAUGCAGUGUUGCAAACGUAUGGAGACACGACACACACACUCAUUGAGUACCUGGGUCCAUACAAAGGCCUGUUCCUGCCCGGAUACAGAGAGCCUCUGUUCAGAGACCCUCUGUUAGCUACACUUCCAGCUGGAGGUUUGAACUUCAUCGAUCACAUAGUGGGAAACCAGCCAGAUGAUGAAAUGGUGCCAAUUUCAGACUGGUACCAGAAGUGUCUGAUGUUCCAUCGGUUCUGGUCCAUAGACGACAAACAGAUCCACACACAGUACAGCUCCCUGAGGUCCAUAGUGGUGACCAACUACGAAGAGACCAUCAAGAUGCCCAUCAAUGAACCCGCAAAAGGGAAGAAAAAGUCCCAGAUCCAGGAAUAUGUGGACUAUAACGGAGGACCAGGUGUUCAGCACAUCGCCCUCAACACGUCAAACAUCAUUCAAGCCAUAGUGAACUUGCGAGCCCGAGGGAUGGAGUUCCUCGCAGCGCCUGACGCGUACUACAAGAGCCUGCGGGAGAAACUCGAAACCGCCAAGAUCACGGUGAAGGAGGACCUCGACCGUCUACAGGAGCUGAAAAUCUUAGUUGAUUUUGACGACAAGGGCUACCUCCUUCAAAUCUUCACCAAACCCGUGCAGGACAGACCCACGCUUUUCCUGGAGGUCAUUCAGCGGAACAACCACUUUGGCUUUGGGGCGGGAAACUUCAAGUCUCUCUUUGAGGCCAUUGAGAAGGACCAAGACGCCAGAGGCAACCUCACCGUGCUGACACCUGAAGGACAGGCCAAAGUGUUUGACUGAUCCUCCUCCUCUGCUGCUGCUGCCAAAGCUCACUUAAACUAUUUUAUAUUCUUAUGUAUAUUCCAGAGGUUAUCAACCACAUCAUCCCUCCACUACUGUAAAACAAUAAACCACCUUCACAGAGGGAUGAAGAGCUUCAUGCGGUCUAUGGAAAAUGCUUUCAGAUACGCUUCUGUUGUUUUCUUGCUGUGUGAAGAGAAAUAAAGAAACCCUGCUUCAUAUGA